Molecule: messenger RNA, 1038 nt
Organism: Hirsutella rhossiliensis
Lineage: Eukaryota; Fungi; Ascomycota; Sordariomycetes; Hypocreales; Ophiocordycipitaceae
Product: ribosomal protein l11 methyltransferase (PrmA) domain-containing protein
Exons: 6
Coding region: 1-1038 (345 amino acids)
Biological process (GO): peptidyl-arginine methylation
Cellular component (GO): nucleus
Molecular function (GO): protein-arginine N-methyltransferase activity
Source: RefSeq, a predicted model, not a curated record
AUGAGCGGCGACAAGAUGGAGGUUGAGAUGGCGGAGCAGAAGAUGAAGUCGCUCGAGCACAGCGAGCAGCACUACUUCAAGAGCUACGAUCACCACGGCAUCCACGAGGAAAUGCUGAAAGAUGAAGUGCGCACGAGAUCGUACAUGAACGCCAUUGUCCAGAACAAGCACCUCUUCAAGGACAAGGUUGUCCUCGACGUCGGAUGCGGCACUGCCAUUCUCUCCAUGUUCGCCGUCAAGGCUGGCGCCAAGCACGUCAUCGGCGUCGACAUGUCGUCCAUCAUCUUCAAGGCCCGCGAGAUCGUCAAGGUCAACGGCAUGGCUGACAAGAUCACUCUGGUACAGGGCAAGAUGGAAGAGGUGCAGCUGCCCUUCCCCAAGGUCGAUAUCAUCAUCUCCGAGUGGAUGGGCUACUUCCUGCUGUACGAGUCCAUGCUCGACACCGUCCUGUACGCCCGUGACAGGUAUCUGGAAAAGGACGGCCUGAUAUUCCCCGACAAGGCCACCGUCUUCUUCGCCGGCAUCGAGGAUGGUGACUACAAGGAAGAGAAGAUCGGAUUCUGGGACAACGUCUACGGCUUUGACUACACGCCCCUCAAGGAGACUGCCCUCUCGGAGCCGCUCGUCGACACCGUCGAGCUCAAGACAGUCGUCACCGACCCCACGCCCGUCCUCACCCUCGACCUCUACUCGUGCACCACGGCUGACCUGGCCUUUACCGUGCCCUUCAAGCUCACCGCCAAGCGCGACGACUUCAUCCACGCCCUCGUCUCGUGGUUCGACAUCGACUUCACCGCCUGCCACAAGCCCAUCCGCUUCUCGACCGGCCCCCACACCAAGUACACCCACUGGAAGCAGACGGUCCUCUACUUCAAGGAGGUCCUCACCGUCCAGCAGGGCGAGGAGGUCCAGUGCACCCUACAGGUCAAGCCCAACGCCAAGAACCGCCGCGACCUCGACAUUGAGCUCGACUACGAGCUCGAGACGGGCGACGUGACCCGCACUGCCUCUGGCAAGUGCGACUUCCGCAUGUGCUAG